Messenger RNA from Drosophila virilis, 531 nucleotides. RefSeq lists its product as uncharacterized. Lineage: Eukaryota; Metazoa; Arthropoda; Insecta; Diptera; Drosophilidae. The record is from RefSeq and is a predicted model, not a curated record.
GUUGCUUGCGAGAUUUAAACUGAAAUCGAACGUGUGAAAAUUAUGAAAUUCUUGGCACUUUUGGUGCUGCUUUUGAUCUGGCAAAGUUCUGAGCUGGGCAAUGCAUUACCCAACACUGAACCCACGUCGGCGCCGUUGACAACACACAACGAAGAUCUCAAGUUCAGUCCGCGCCUUCUGGUGACGCCCGUUAAUGACAACGUGAAGCCCAUUCGAGGCACUGAGAAUCCGGUUCGACUGGCACGCAAAUUGCUAUUGGAAUUGAAGCUGUACAAUCUGGUGGACGAGGUGGUGCAGGCCAAGCAUAUAGACGAUACAUUUGGUAAGGGGCUGCUCUUCGAGAUGAGCAACCCGCUGCAGGCCAACGAAGUGUUGCAGGCCUGGGUCGAUCCACCCGGAGAACUCUGCAAGCAACUGCACGUUGCGCAGAACCUACGCAAUUUUUACGAAGCACAAAUAUCAUUUCGGACAUAAUUACAAAUUUUAAAUUGUAAGACAUUAAAGCUGAGAGAAGUAGCUGCAAAAGGUUAA